Mizuhopecten yessoensis (Yesso scallop) is the source of this 1073-nucleotide messenger RNA. Its product is annotated as protein zer-1 homolog. The record is from RefSeq and is a predicted model, not a curated record. The transcript is spliced from 7 exons. The coding region runs from base 274 to 1062 and encodes 262 amino acids. Lineage: Eukaryota; Metazoa; Mollusca; Bivalvia; Pectinida; Pectinidae.
CUCAACUGGAUGACAUUGACAGACUUUCAGGAGGCCCUGGGUGAUAUGAUAUUUGAACAGAAGGUAAAGAGUAGUAUAAAGUUUUAUUUGGUCUGUAACAAUCUUAGGCGAAGGAGACUCAAUAUAUGGAAAUAUUUGCAAAAUUACUUUUAUUGAGAAUAUUUCCCAGGAUUGCUCAAAUAUCAAGUUGAGUGAUGCAGGCCCUACACAGCAGUUAACUGUUGAUCAGGGGAUUUAAUCUUCUAGUGUCUCACUGGUAAUGUGGUGUACUUUAUGAGUAGGACAUCAGAGAUGACGAGGAAUUGUGACAGUCUCAGUCGACGACAUUUUGCCUUCCUUGGUCUGUGGAACUGUCCUGAUCUACCGUUUUCCUGGAAUGACACACCAGCAGACCAGUUCUCUGGCUGGGAAAAUGAUGACCAGAUUUUAUUCUCCGCCAGUGUGUACCUGGAAAAUGAGAAAAUGCUCACCCAUGUUCUCAACAAGUUGUUUGCAAGUCUACGAGUUGGACCUCGCCCAAAUAAGAUUCUAGAUGGAGUUCCUACAAUGUUAAAAGCGAUACAACUCCAUCCACUGUGCAAGGAAAUUCAAAGAUCUGCCAAUGCGUGUCUGUUCCUGAUGAUGAAUGGGAAGAGCCAGGUGAUACCCCAGAGGACACGAACCUUCAUUGUAGAGACGCUUGUGUCAUGUGUGAACCAGGUCAAAAACGACACCUAUACCGCUAAGUGCUGUGUGUGCAGUUUCCUGUGCCUCAACAUGCCUCAUGAUGCCAUUUAUUGUCAUUUGUUCAAAAGAUAUGUAAACAGCCUACUUCGAGUCCUAAAUUCCUACCAUGGCGACUUCUUUGAAAUGUAUGCCCUGAAACUAUUACACGAGACAUGUCGAACCGACAGACCAGAAAAAUCAACAAUCGGCAAGGAAACCGACACAUUGACGUACCUGUUGUCUCUGAUUCGUCACAAGUUGACAAACUCAUCCUGUGAUGAUGCCAUGGAGCGAGCCUGGAGCUGUCUCUGGAGCCUUACUGGUAACAUCCCCUUUAAGUCUCUCACUCAUUGGUAACAUCCUCCUUA